UGUGGCAACGCCAUUGCGUGAAAAAUUGCAAUUUUUUUCAUUUCACACAUACAGACGAGAAACACACGCCAGCAGCGCAACGAAGAACCAAAAAAAGGCCGCAAGAAAACGCCCAAUAAAGCCGAGGGUUACGAAAAAGUAUAUCUGAAGGAUACGGGUGACCAGAAUCGCCGACGAGGAAGCCACAGCGACGACAUUCCAGCGGAGCAGCAAGAAGAGGCGGGGGCAAGAAGAAGAGGAAGAAGCCGAUUCGAAGUUUAUCAAUUAUGAAUUUCCUGGGUUUCGGCCAGUCAGCGGACAUUGAGAUAGUAUUCGAUGGAGCUGAGCACAAGACAGCGGAGGUCAAAGGGGAGGAUGGCAAAGUGGAGAAGAUGCUGCUCUUCUACGAUGGAGAGACCGUUUCCGGCAAGGUGAACGUUACCCUUAAGAAGCCGGGCAGCAAGCUGGAGCACCAGGGCAUCAAGAUUGAGUUCAUUGGUCAGAUCGAGCUGUACUACGACCGGGGUAACCACCACGAGUUCAAGUGUUUAGCAAAGGCGCUGGCCCGCCCUGGCGAUCUCAUCCAGAACAACAGCUAUCCAUUCGAUUUCCCAAACGUGGAGAAGCAAUUCGAGGUGUAUGCCGGAACGAACGUGCGGCUGCGAUAUUUCCUGCGAGCCACUAUCGUCCGCCGGAUCAGUGACAUUACCAAGGAGGUAGAUAUCGCCGUGCACACACUGUGCAGCUACCCGGAGAUGAACAACCCCAUUAAAAUGGAGGUGGGCAUCGAGGACUGCUUGCACAUUGAAUUCGAGUACAACAAGAGCAAAUAUCACUUGCGGGAUACGAUUAUCGGCAAGAUAUACUUCCUGCUGGUGCGCAUCAAGAUUAAGCACAUGGAGAUCGCUAUCAUAAAGCGGGAGAGCGCGGGCACAGGUCCGACGAUGUUCAACGACAACGAGACGAUCGCCAAGUACGAAAUCAUGGAUGGUGCUCCCGUUAAGGGCGAGAGCAUACCCAUUCGGGUAUUCCUCGCCGGCUAUAAUCUCACGCCCACUAUGCGGGAUAUUAACAAAAAGUUCUCGGUGAAGUAUUUCCUCAAUCUAGUGCUAAUGGACACCGAGGACCGGCGCUACUUCAAACAGCAGGAGAUUACGCUUUGGCGCAAGGCGGACAUUCCGCGCUAUCAUGGAGCCCAACAGCAACAGCAGCAUCAACAGCACCAACACGUUCCCCUGCACGCGCCGCCGCACCUAGUAAGCGGUCCGGCCGCUCCCACGGUGGCGCACUCGCUAAUCAGCUCUAGCACGGACAGCGGGGAGACCGGUGGAGCUCCGGCAGCACCGGGCACUGAAGGAUCCGAGUCCAAGAUGGGACUAUUUACCAGGGAGAGCCCGAACCAGGAGUUCAGCCAGCAGCAACUGGACUCGCCGCCGCUGACACCCACGCCCGUUGCCGUUUCAGUUCCAGUUUCCACACCAGCGUCAUCUGCUCCAGAACCGGCUCCUGAAAGGGGCAUGGGCGAUGGAGCCGCAGCGGCCACCACAAGUGCCUCGCCCGUUGCCAUGCUGUCCAGUUCGCCGCCGCCAUUGCUGCCAGCAUCACCGCUAUCUCGUUCCGAUGGCGAUUCGUCGGAGCAGGUGCUCCAGCCUGAAGAUGACGCCGGAGAUGUAGUUCAGACCACGGCGAAAAAGAGCAGUGUAACGCCACUGGCCACCGAUUGAGUGGGAAGCUUGAGAGGAUCUUCAAAAGGGCAUAUGUAUCAGCAAAAACGGCAGGCGGAACUAUUACGCAUAUAAACGUAUACAGCAGGAGGAGACCAGAGGAUGAGCAGCAAAAAAUAUGCAUAUAUCUAUUUUUUUAAAGUUAAUUUAAAAUUGUUACAAAUGUUUUAUUGAGGUUAUGCGCAUCAUUUACCAAAAGCAAGCAAAACGUAAAAUGAUAGUAACGAAAAAACAAAACGAAACUUAGGACAAAUGAGAAGAGGCGACCUCGUAGCUAUAACCAAUCUCUAGGCGUUUCCAUUGGUAUUAUUGCUAAAGAAAAUAGGAAGGAGAUGGCAACGGAUUCGGAUCCGCACCCAAACCCCAAUACAAGUCCUCAACCUCAAACACUAGUUAAACCCCCUAGUAUUCCGAUGACCAUUCCCUAACUCUGGGGCGUUUGGAAAAUAUGAUUUUUCAAUUUGAAAAAUGUUGAAAUUGCUUUCUAAAAGUGAAAAACCCUGAAAUUGAAAUCAAAUUGUGCAUUAAACUAAACCUACUCCAAUACAGAUAACAGCAACAAGACAAAACACCCAUUAAUAAUAAAGUUUUAGUCUAUAGCA
Molecule: messenger RNA, 2305 nt
Organism: Drosophila eugracilis
Lineage: Eukaryota; Metazoa; Arthropoda; Insecta; Diptera; Drosophilidae
Gene: Vps26
Product: vacuolar protein sorting-associated protein 26
Exons: 2
Coding region: 267-1703 (478 amino acids)
Biological process (GO): intracellular protein transport; retrograde transport, endosome to Golgi
Cellular component (GO): retromer complex; endosome
Source: RefSeq, a predicted model, not a curated record